Daldinia vernicosa is the source of this 2256-nucleotide messenger RNA. RefSeq lists its product as uncharacterized. The record is from RefSeq and is a predicted model, not a curated record. The transcript has a single exon. Lineage: Eukaryota; Fungi; Ascomycota; Sordariomycetes; Xylariales; Hypoxylaceae. Bases 709 to 2142 code for a protein of 477 amino acids.
GUCGAUCUCGCGGUCGAAUUUCACAAGCUUCAGAGUUGCUGUGGGCGACUGCUUAUUAGAAUCCUCAAUCGGUUGGUUUACUCGAUCGAGAAAGCGUUUAGACUGGAUCCAGGGGACCUUGACGUCGGAAAACGUCGUCUCGGUCUUGAAUCUAGCAAUCGUUAUUAGCGGUAUGUCAACUCCGUAAAGAGCAGCAUUCUCUUCUUUGAAUUUCUGCUCUUGUAGAAAUCUUUGCCGCGCCUGUGCUCGUAGGCCGUCCAUCAAGUAAGUGUUUUGUUGAUUUGGGCGUACGACUUCGAUAGGUUAGGUAGCUUCGAGGAAGAAUCGGAAUUCCUAAAAGACGCAGAAGAGGUCGAGGCUGCAUAGAAAAGAGCCUAACAAGUCUGUCUGUCUGCCUUGUAGGUAACUUACAUCAUAGGCCAAGGGUGUCUCAGCUCCCUCUCGCAGAGCCCUAUUAUGGCUAGAUAUUUACCGAUCACAGCCUCCUUUCUAUACUGCGAACCGUGGCCCCCAUCCAAUCAACUUCAUGGUUUUAGGGGCUAUGCAGUAUACUCUGGUUCGUGGCUUACAUAUGAUAUUUGGGGAUCCUACAUAGGUACGACAGCCUUUUAAGAAAGCAGCAGCAACUAAUUUCCACGCCUGAGGAAAUACCGCUUGGCCUUCACUAUUUAUUUGUCAGUUUCGAGGUGCUAGGUUAGGUAGCUCGCAAUGGCCGAUUCAACGAGCCUUCGCGGCGUUGGCUUCUCCUCAGCGGUUUUAAAGGACCAUGGAAAGAGGAAACAAUUUAUAUCGAAACUGUCCUAUUCCCAACGAAGCUCUUUUGAAGUUCUGCUCGAAUGGUUGGACUCGCCUCAACCGGGUCGAGACGUCGACCGAGAGACAACAAAAAGAGCUAAGAGCCUGAACAUCACCACUUAUCGUAGUAUCAUGGCUAGGCUGAGAGACUCCGAGAUACGCAGACGCUUCGGCCGCAAACCGUGCAAGCCGUCCGAGCUCGCUAGCCUUCGCCGAAUGGCAAUGUGUUAUGCGGCGUGCGAAAGGAUAUCGUCGUCGUAUUGGCGAUUAGCACCACCACCGUCGAAGGACAUAUUCUUAACUCCAAAUACGCCGCUCCACGGUGCUUCUCUCGUAGCCGACAUAACCUUCGACCACGAAACGCCCUACUACCUCUGGGAUUGCCAACGCAGGGAAACCCGUACCGUCCAAGAGAUCGUCGACGCCGAGGGAUCUUUCCCGGAUUACGUCGCUAUAAGCCACUCCUGGGUUCGCUGGCAAGAUACCUCAGCUCCUAGGCUCGAGCUACCCGGCGUCCCGUGGGAAAUCCCCCGCAAUAAAAAGUUCGACGUGGAAAAGCUGCCGGACAUGCUAGCUGCUCUGCCCUGGCGCUACGCCUGGAUCGACCUAUUCACUAUUCCCCAAGGAUACAUGCUUACCACCGAGAUGCGCCGACGCCAAGACUGGGAGAUCAAAAGCGCGCCUCUGAUCUUUCGCAAGGCCCUAAAGGCCGUGGCCUGGCUCGACGAUUUACCGUCUUGGUCUUCUCUACCCAGGGCAUUAGAGUACCUUAGUCUGCAAUACCUAUCAUCAGCCUCAUCCACGUCCGGAGUAGACAAGAACCUGCUAUUACCAUCGAUUAGAACAGCCGCCGCAGACGCCGACAAACCCCUGGAACUUCUCCGGCACGAUCCGAACCGGCAGGCUCCCGCGGACGACAUCUGGGAGCCGAACGCAUGGUUCACGUCCAUGUGGUCUCUCCAGGAGGCCAUCAUGCGCCCGGACGUACUGCUGUGCAACGGGACCUGGGAAUUCCUCGAAAUCGGCAACGGUGUUCCAAUAGCACUAAACGACAUAGCCGCCUUUCUACGAGUCUGCUCUGGAAGUGCCGCGACCACCCAACCCCAACCUCUCUGCGUCCGAGAACUAUACCAACUCUUCGAGAGAGCAGGGCUUAUGAACCUCCUCGAGUUAACGAGGGAAACGUCGGUGAUGUAUGUCGAAAAGCUCGCUGGAUUCUCGCCGGUGAGCGACCGAGCAUAUCCGCAAAUCGUAUCGUCUGGGGGGACUGGGAAUCCCCACGAUAAGCCGUCAACUACGGUGUCGGCGCAUGGCAGGGAGACCAGGAUAAUUUCUGAUAGUGCGUGAUAGCGAAGAGCAUUAUGAAGCCGGCUACUACGAGAACAACAAUACGAGAACAACAAUGUGAGGCUACUGGCGCCCGUAAGUUUUGCUUUCGAGGGGGCCAUGACGUUGGGUAAA